This is a messenger RNA of Spinacia oleracea (spinach), 1375 nucleotides long. Its product is annotated as protein PLANT CADMIUM RESISTANCE 2-like. NCBI's taxonomy places the organism in Eukaryota, Viridiplantae, Streptophyta, Magnoliopsida, Caryophyllales, Amaranthaceae. The record is from RefSeq and is a predicted model, not a curated record. The coding region runs from base 349 to 1050 and encodes 233 amino acids. The transcript has 4 exons.
UUUCCUUGGGAACAUGUACUCGAUUAUUCGUACAUUUGUCCCAUAUAUAAUGAUUAAUUAGGGAAUGACACCAUCUUUUGCUAUUGUGCUCAAAUAAUGAGUUGUUGAAUGUUAAAUUUUGAUUCUGUAUGUAGAAAUGUAACAGUUAAAUUUUGGCAUGAAUCACAUUUAGAUCCAUAAUACCCGAUUAUAUAGGGCUAUAUAAAGCAAAAUUAGUCUUAAAUUUUGGAAAAGUCACAAAAUCCAAACUCUGGCCUCUGAAACGUUAUUGACAAUUUGACACCCUUUCCUUGUCUGUCAUUUCGUAUUGUAGCAGCAUCUACACCUUUGUUUGUUCGAGUAUCCACAAUGCAGCCUCCAGAAUUGCAACUACAACAACCAACACCAACACCACCACCACCACCACCACCACCACCACCACCACCCGUUCAAACGUCACAAGCACCAGCAUCGUCUCCACGUCCUAAUGUUCACGUACCGCAAGAAUGUCCACGUAAUAGUACACAAAUGCUAGAAAUGCCGUCACCAUCAGCACCACCACCAUCUCCAUAUCCUAAUGGAAGAGCGAGAUCGCCAGUGCAUAUUCCUGUGAGAUACCCACCACCUUUAAACUUAAACGUAAACCAAGUAACAACUACGGCUGAAUGGUCUACCGGACUUUGUGCAUGCCACUUUGACGUCGCAAAUUGUUGUAUCUCAUUGUUUUGUCCAUGCAUCACGUUUGGGCAGAUUUCAGAGAUAAUUGAUAAAGGCACGUCAUCCUGUGCGAUCAAUGGAGCAAUAUACGCAUUGCUUGCUAUAGUACUUGGAUGUGCGUGUUUUUACUCUGCUAUUUAUCGACGAAGGAUGAGGUAUCAAUUCAAUUUGAAAGGCAGCAAUCUCGAGGAUUGUUGCAUUCAUUCAUGCUGUGAGAUUUGUGCUCUUUCCCAAGAAUACCGCGAGCUUCAAUUGCUAGGUUUCGACUUGGGUUUAGGAUGGCAUGCCAAUAUUGAUAGACAAAACCAAGGAGCAACCACGGUACCACCUCCACACGAGAGCAUGCGGAGAUAAAAAAAAAAAUGUAGCAUAAGAUGAACACAACUCAACUUCAUCACCAGUCAAAAUAACUGUGACAAUGCAAAUGAGACUCAAAGCUAUUAUUCAAAAACCCGAAGUUGAUGAUGGGAAAAUGGCAAUUUGGGGUGGUCCAAUCAUGCAAAUGGUGAUGAUAGGUUAGGUCAAAGUGUUGCACUCUUCCCUGCCCAAACCCAGCUGCAAUACAAAAGGCAGAGUAUUGUCAAUUUCUGCUUUAUACAACAAAUUAUAGGGGGAAAAGAAUUGUGACAUUCUAUCCCACACGCCACAUUUACAAACCAAUUUGAUAUUCUGGCUUCCA